AUGAAUUCCCUCCUCAGAAAAAGUACAUUCUCCUUCAGGUACAAGGAACCCAGAUUGGAUAGCUUGAAAGCUCUGAGCUCCAAGAUAGCCCCUGUCAAGUACAAAUGCUAUGCGGCCUAUGGGAACAUUCUGGAUUUGAUAGCUCCCACAUUGGAGGAAUUUGAAAGGCUCUUGAACCGCCCCAUCAAAGAUCAUAAUCCGUUCCCCGAGAUCGAAGAAGAAUUUGCCAUGUCCAAGCUAGCAUCUGUGUUAGGGAUCGAGGUAGGUGAAUUGGCAGCCAAUUGGGCCCCGAAGGGAACUGACAAAGGAUUCGCCAGAAAGUUCUUGGAAGGUCAUGCAUGGAGGUUCGCCAAAGAAAAGAAGUGGGAUUCUUGCAUAACAGUGUUAGCAUUGUUGAUUUAUGGGAUCGUUCUAUUCCCGAAUAUUGACAACUUCAUAGAUCAGGCUGCAGUGAAUAUCUUCUUAUCCGGUAACCCAGUGCCAUUUCUCUUGGCCGACUUCUACCAUACUUUCCACACUCUCCAUGAGAAGAAAGGUGGGACUUUCCUAUGCUGUGCUCUAAUGUUGCACAUAUGGAUGAAGACUCACAGGCCGAUAACCGUUCCCUUCGUGUCUAAAGAUCUCUCUUGGUGCCAGAAGUUUGCGUCACUCUCGUCCAGUACCGUCCAGUGGUAUAAAAGGGAGAGGGAAACCCAAAACAUCAUUCUCAGAUGUGGAGGAUUUCCAAAUGUACCCUUAAUCGGCACACAUGGAUGUAUUAAUUACAAUCAUGUGCUGUGUAUGAGGCAGUUUGGGCACACGAUGAAUGGGCCCCAUAAAGAGGAAGACUUAGCCCCUUUUGUCCUCAACACAGUUGAUCCACUCAACCCAGCAAUGAGAAAAGUGAGGCAAGCCUGGAACAAGAUUGUUAGAAGUGGUCCGGAGCUUGGCAAAAAGAACGUCAUUGCUAGAGAACCGUAUGUGAAAUGGGCAAAAGAGAGGGCCCGAGUAAUCAAGAUGCCUUUCUACUACGAGUCCACAUCUCUCCCUCCAGUGCCUGAGCCUGAGCCUAUCUUACAAGAGGAUGUCGACAAACUCACCAGUAAGAUAAGUGAGCUCGAACUAGAAAACACCCGCUUACGAAUCCAACUCAUCAAGGAGAAGCAAAGGGGUGAUGAUCUAAAAGACGAAGGCAAAGAGGUGAAGACCUUGUAUGAGACCAGUAAAAAGAGGGCAAGGGGGGAAAAAGGUAAGAAAGAAUGGGUCGGCGGUGCGCUCCUAGGAGCAAAUUCAGAACUUGAUGGACAAAACAGCGAACUGGACCGAGCAUGGCGUGUUGUGCGAGACUUGGAAAGAAUUCUGGAGCUUACCAAUAGGGAUAAGAAGAGUGCCAAGGAAGAUUACGAAGAUCAGAUCAGCGAAUUGAGAAAGACCAUAAAAGAAUAUCAAGAUCACACAGCCCGAGAGAAACUGGAAAAGGAGAAGAUACACUGA
Lathyrus oleraceus (garden pea) is the source of this 1473-nucleotide messenger RNA. RefSeq lists its product as uncharacterized. NCBI's taxonomy places the organism in Eukaryota, Viridiplantae, Streptophyta, Magnoliopsida, Fabales, Fabaceae. The transcript is spliced from 2 exons. The record is from RefSeq and is a predicted model, not a curated record. Bases 1 to 1473 code for a protein of 490 amino acids.